Acytostelium subglobosum LB1 is the source of this 1632-nucleotide messenger RNA. RefSeq lists its product as hypothetical. Lineage: Eukaryota; Evosea; Eumycetozoa; Acytosteliales; Acytosteliaceae. Gene Ontology annotation, cellular component: cytoplasm. Gene Ontology annotation, biological process: intracellular signal transduction; regulation of MAPK cascade; protein phosphorylation. The record is from RefSeq and is a predicted model, not a curated record. The coding region runs from base 1 to 1632 and encodes 543 amino acids. The transcript is spliced from 2 exons. Gene Ontology annotation, molecular function: protein serine/threonine kinase activity; ATP binding.
AUGAAGAAUAUAUUGAAAAAGGCAAAGGAUGCCUAUAAGAGUCACUUCUUCUUGACACAGGGUGUUCAGCCAUCUGAUGAGGACAAUGCAGAUCAGAUAAUAACAGAUAUCAACCCUAUUGAGGAACCUGGUCCGCAGGGUUUCCUGGCCUUUUGCGAUGAUCCAGACUUGAUAGAACAGCUGAACAAUCCAAACAACAACAAUCCAAACAACAGUCAUAGUAGUAGCAGCAGUGUUAGUACUGCCGCCAGCCACACACAACAUGCCACCACAAACACUGGAUUGACAACAAGUAGCAAGAGCCCAGAGACCACGCCAACAAAGAGAACUGCUUCGACAAAACUCAAACCAGCGAUACAGGGCCUGCUAAACUUGGUGUCAUCAUCAGGACGCAAGGACUCGACUGUGGUCAACACGACGGGCGUCAACAACAAUGACAAGCGCUCGACACAGGCAGCAGCGGGCAACUCACAACAGCAGCCAAACAAGGUGGAGAACUCGGAGAAGAAGGAGGAGGGCGGCGUGGAGCGCGCGCCAGAACGCGAGAUUUUAUAUAUCAAGGGCCUGGAGGACCUGCCCGACGACUGCCUCAAGCUGAUCAAGAUGUCGGGCCUGCCCGAGGAAAAGCUGCGAAACAAUCUGCAGGUGCUGCUGUACGUGCUGCACUUUAGGACGGGCAAGAUAAUCAGGAUCGAGGGCGAGCCGCCCAAGGAGCCGCGCAAGAAGUUCUCGUCGGAACGCUUCAACGACGGCGACACGCUGCUGGCGCCCGUCGAGCAUGCCCAGCUCAAGAAGCUGUACAAGGACCCGGACCAGAUCGGCAAGGGCGGUUUUGGCACGGUGUACUUUGCACGUUCCACCAAGGAGAAGAAGAUGGUGGCGAUCAAGAAGAUGCCGCACGUCACCAAGCGACAGAUCACACAGAACUUCCGCGAGGCAUCCAUUCUGUCCAAGUGCAAUCAUCCCAAUAUCGUCAAGCUGAUCACGUGUCAUCUGGACAAGGAUCAAAACAUGUGGCUGAUCAUGGAGUUUAUGGAGGGUGGCACGUUUGAGGAGGCUGCCAAGGCAUGGAAAUUCAACGAAAACAACCUGGCCUACGUUGCCAAAGAGUUGCUCAAAGGUCUACACUAUCUACACACCAAUGGCAUGGUACAUCGCGACCUCAAGAGUGCAAACAUCAUGAUGUCCGUCGAGGGCAAAGUUAAAUUGAUUGACUUUGGAUUAUGCGAGGAUGUGUCAAGCGGAAGCCCUUGCCACAUGGUUGGCUCACCAUUUUGGAUGGCGCCAGAGAUGAUAUUGGGCAAGCCGCAUAGUACACCGGUGGACAUUUGGAGUUUUGCGAUAUCAUUGCUGGAGAUGGCCAAUCAACGACCUCCAAUGAUGGAGUCAGCCGUCAAGGCCAUGUUCACAGUGGCGACAGAGGGCGCGGCGGGAUUCGAUGAGCCACACAUCUGGUCCGACACAUUCAAGGACUUUUUGGCGCAGUGUCUGAGACCUGAUCCGGAGGAGCGCGCCACCGCCGAUCAGCUGCUGAAACAUCAGUUCAUCCGCAAGGCUGACACCAGAGACAACAUGGAGAACAUCCUCAAGAAGAUCUUCCUCACCAAUUCACUGAUGAACUCUGGAUUCUAA